Messenger RNA from Myxozyma melibiosi, 621 nucleotides. RefSeq lists its product as uncharacterized. The record is from RefSeq and is a predicted model, not a curated record. Gene Ontology annotation, biological process: telomere capping. Gene Ontology annotation, molecular function: single-stranded telomeric DNA binding. The transcript has a single exon. NCBI's taxonomy places the organism in Eukaryota, Fungi, Ascomycota, Lipomycetes, Lipomycetales, Lipomycetaceae. Gene Ontology annotation, cellular component: CST complex. The coding region runs from base 1 to 621 and encodes 206 amino acids.
AUGGAUACUUUACCUUCCUCGCAAUCUGAUAUUGGAGAGUUUACGGUUGCAUCUCUGAUUACGACAGUUCCGCUACUCGUCACCCUGUACACUAAUCGGAGAGGACAAUCGCUCGCAGAGUCCCAAGAUCCACUUGCAGUACGCCAUAGAAACGACGGACUCAGACGUUUCCGAGUGCUGGGCCAAGUUGCAGACUAUGAUCCGGCUAACGCUAUUUUGAUGUUGGAAGACUACGAUGAUCUCCGCCUGAUGGAUAGUGCCGAAGAGGAGAAAUACAGUGCUGUUGAUCUGCUGCACGCGGACGACAAGAGAGUCCAACAGCGCUACCGUAUUAUUGUAUCUCUCGAGAACGUGGUCCUCGACUCUCGCUUCGACCAUGCAUGUACGCAAAAAGGCACAUGGAUCAAUGUCAUCGGUCGUCUGGGUCUUUCCGCAGACGACGAGGGGAGUGAAGCUCGCGAAUGCGACGAUUGCAGCACAGUUUGCUUCUGCGCGAGAGAUUUGGAGUUGGUCGCCUCUUUUAUUUGGGCUUGCGAUACCGUUCUUAUUGAUGAGACUCGCGAUAUCUUCAGAAAGUUGAUAAGACAGCGGGAAGUCGUCAAGCGGUCACCUUAUUGCUAA